Tricharina praecox is the source of this 2430-nucleotide messenger RNA. RefSeq names its product ankyrin repeat-containing domain protein. The coding region runs from base 103 to 2307 and encodes 734 amino acids. Lineage: Eukaryota; Fungi; Ascomycota; Pezizomycetes; Pezizales; Pyronemataceae. Gene Ontology annotation, molecular function: protein binding. The transcript is spliced from 3 exons. The record is from RefSeq and is a predicted model, not a curated record.
UCCGAACAACAUUGCUAACCUGUAGAUUAGGUGGAUGCUACCGAAAACAACCCAACAUGGACGACCUUCUUCUACAUCGCCGUACCAGUUUUUACCGUCGUUAUGUUGAGUGUGUUGAUACUUAAGUUCCGCAAGGGGCUCCGGAGUUUCUUACCCAACCCAGCAAUCCGCACGAAACGCAACCAGAAUAACGGCGGCGACAUAGAGAAUCAGAAGGCCGAACUUCACAGCAUGAGCAUCCCCUUGAUCUCAGCGAUCGAGCAAGAUAUGGUCGCCGUCGUCGAGCAGUAUCUUGUCGAGCGGAGUGACAUCGAUAGAGACAUUCCCGAACGCGGGAAUGCACUACAAUGUGCGUUGAUUGCGGGAAGUUUGGGUGUGACUACCCUUCUUCUGGAAAAGAAAGCGGAUGUCAAUGCAGCGCCAGGACCAUACCGCGGCGGAAGAACCGCCCUCCAAGCAGCAUCGGAAGGACGCCACCUUGAAGUGGUGGAUCGACUCUUGGAGAAGGGGGCCGAUGUCAACGCAGAUCCAGCACGUCAUUCCGGAAGAACCGCCCUACAAGCAGCAUCGGAAGGAGGCCACCUUGAAGUGGUGGAUCGACUCUUGGAGAAGGGGGCUGAUGUCAACGCAGAUCCAGCAGGUCAUUCCGGAAGAACCGCCCUACAAGCAGCAUCGCAAGGAGGCCACCUUGAAGUGGUGGAUCGACUCUUGGAGAAGGGGGCCACUGUCAACGCAGCGCCAGCAAGAUUUUCCGGAAGAACCGCCCUACAAGCAGCAUCGGAAGGAGGCCACCUUGGAGUGGUGGAUCGACUCUUGGAGAAGGGGGCCGAUGUCAACGCAGAUCCAGCACAUGGUUCCGGAAGAACCGCCCUACAAGCAGCAUCGGAAGGAGGCCACCUUGGAGUGGUGGAUCGACUCUUGGAGAAGGGGGCCGAUGUCAACGCAGAUCCAGCAUUUGAUUCCGGAAGAACCGCCCUACAAGCAGCAUCGGAAGCAGGCCACCUUGGAGUGGUGGAUCGACUCUUGGAGAAGGGGGCCACUGUCAACGCAGAUCCAGCAUUUGAUUCCGGAAGAACCGCCCUACAAGCAGCAUCGGAAGGAGGCCACCUUGGAGUGGUGGAUCGACUCUUGGAGAAGGGGGCCACUGUCAACGCAGAUCCAGCAUUUGAUUCCGGAAGAACCGCCCUACAAGCAGCAUCGGAAGCAGGCCACCUUGAAGUGGUGGAUCGACUCUUGGAGGAGGGGGCCACUGUCAACGCAGAUCCAGCAAGUCGUUCCGGAAGAACCGCCCUACAAGCAGCAUCGGAAGGAGGCCACCUUGAAGUGGUGGAUCGACUCUUGGAGAAGGGGGCCGAUGUCAACGCAGAUCCAGCAGAUUGGCACGGAAGAACUGCCCUACAAGCAGCAUCGGAAGGAGGCCACCUUGAAGUGGUGGAUCGACUCUUGGAGAAGGGGGCCACUGUCAACGCAGAUCCAGCAGGUGAUUCCGGAAGAACCGCCCUACAAGCAGCAUCGGAAGGAGGCCACCUUGGAGUGGUGGAUCGACUCUUGGAGAAGGGGGCCGAUGUCAACGCAGAUCCAGCAUAUGAUUACGGAAGAACCGCCCUACAAGCAGCAUCGGAAGGAGGCCACCUUGGAGUGGUGGAUCGACUCUUGGAGGAGGGGGCCACUGUCAACGCAGAUCCAGCAAGUCGUUCCGGAAGAACCGCCCUACAAGCAGCAUCGGAAGGAGGCCACCUUGAAGUGGUGGAUCGACUCUUGGAGAAGGGGGCCGAUGUCAACGCAGAUCCAGCAGGUCAUUCCGGAAGAACCGCCCUCCAAGCAGCAUCGGAAGGAGGCCACCUUGGAGUGGUGGAUCGACUCUUGGCGAUGAGGGCCCGUGUCAACGCAGCACCGGCAGGAUGUAGAGGAAGAACAGCCCUACAAGCAGCAUCGGAAGGAGGCCACCUUGGAGUGGUGGAUCGACUCUUGGAGAAGGGGGCCGAUGUCAACGCAGAUCCAGCAGGUGAUUCCGGAAGAACCGCCCUACAAGCAGCAUCGCAAGGAGGCCACCUUGAAGUGGUGGAUCGACUCUUGGAGAAGGGGGCCGAUGUCAACGCAGCGCCAGCAUAUUGGUACGGAAGAACCGCCCUACAAGCAGCAUCGGAAGGAGGCCACCUUGGAGUGGUGGAUCGACUCUUGGAGAAGGGGGCCGAUGUCAACGCAGCGCCAGAAUCUUAUUCCGGAAGAACCGCCCUACAAACAGCAUCGGAAGGAGGCCACCUUAGAGUUGGGGAACGGCUACGUGCAGCAGGCGCAACUGAAUAAGAUUAUGCAUGUUUCAGAUCGGUUUACGACCGGUUAGCGAGAUAGAGCGGGUGUUGGUAUUCAGGAUCAUCGUGUCCCGUCGAUGGAUGACGUACGACGAUACAUUUGUUUUUUUUUUGUACA